UAAGCUAAAUCGUUGUCUAGUUUUGCUUUUGUUUUCUGUCUUUGCUCUGACUGCACUCUACUUCAGCAGAAAUCUCUGGCUCAAAAAAAAAUCUGAAUGUUAGUUAAUGAAUGUUAGUUACUGCUAAUUCUCUUGUGCAAGCAACUCUCCUAACUCUGCAGUGGUAUUUUAAUAAAGAUUUAUGCAAUUUGUAUUUUAACUAUAAAAUGUUUUUUAAAUGAAUGGUGUUAAUAUAGUUCUAAUAAGUUUACCGUGCUGUAGAUCCCACUCUUGGCACUGAAAUAAUAAAAUCUGAGUCUCUGUUCCAGAAUGUACAGAAAAGCUAGUGCUUCUAGUAGGAAUGUAUUAUUCUGGGCAUAGUUGUUAUAAAAUAUGUAGAUGCAAUAUGUUGUUUGUUGGUUUAAAAAAAAAUCCCUUUUUUCUUCUGCCUCUUGCAUUAUGAUCAGUUAUUGGCAUCUGCCUAUUUGCUUACACAGCAUGCUGAAGUGGAAUACCCCCCCAAAGUUGGGUAUCUGGUGUUGAUGUGUAGGGGUAUUAAUUCACACGAAGAAUGUCGUGCUGUAUUCUUUUUGGUAAUUCAUCAACUCUUACCUGAGGUGUUGCAUGUGUGAUUGGAGACUAGAGCUUCUGUUUAGUGGUAUCACUUCCGGAUUCUGAAGUCUGUCUGCUCUGGGCAAGUAGGAUUAGAAAAAUAAUACUGGGGCGGGGAAAGGGAAGGUCAGCAGAGGAAAGGGAACAAAUAGUGAAGUAGCAGUUUCCCCUCUCCUGAAGGGAAGAGGCUUAAAAGAAGUGAAACAGCCUUUGCAUCUUUCGUUCUUUCAAAUGGCAAUGUUCCAUCAAACUUGGGACCUGAGUGUCUUAAGAAGCUGUUGUUUGCUCUCCAGGACAGAGAAAGCAAAGGGCAUAAUAUCUUAGAUGCUUAUACUGGCAUUUUAAUAGAAAUGCAUCACUGAGAAGUAGAGGGAUUUGGCUUCUUUGGAUGAGCAGGUGAAUAAGGCUGUGGUGGGUGGAAGCGGAGGAAGAGCUUUUACGAGAGUGUCUUUGCUCACCUGCUACAAAACAACAAACUAAAAAAAAAAUUAGUUUCUUUGUGGUGGGGAAGAAAAAUAAAAUAAUAUUUUAAGUGUGGCUAAUAAUUGGGGAAUCAUGUAGAAAGAAGAGGAAAAAACAACCAAGAACAUUAUACUCGGAAAUAAAACUAAGAAAAAUACGUUCUGUGCUUGAUGACCACACUGAGCAGAGUGUGUUCUGUAAUAGGAAGCAAACUGUGGAAGGAAAAAAGUUUUAAGAGAAGCGUAGAACUUCUUACAUCUUUAACUGUAGUAUUUCAUAAAAUGUCCAGAUAGAGCAAACACUGCAUGCUACAUAAUUGUUCUUUUAAAAUACGUGGCAUAGUUUUUGCACGUUCUCUGAAAUUCAGAGUUUGGCAUUCUGAAUGUUUUAGCCUGAGUUUGUAGGUUUAGUAUCGACAGGCUCUCAUGACGUGCAAUUUUUUAUCUUCAUCAAAAAUGUAACUUUGGCAAACUGUGCCAUAUGCUGCAAGGUUGCCAUUAUGAAAAGUGUAAUUGUUCAUGUAAUGUAUUAUAACAGGCAUUUAGCUGCUGUGAUAAGCACUGUACAAUCAACAAAAUGGUAUAGCGAUGCUCUGUGUGCUUUUCAAAUUGUACAAAAUACACAUCUGAAUCGAGACGGAAAUAGCAACUUUAGUUAUAGCUACAGUACAAAUGAUUCAUACAGGCGACUGAGGAAGACCUUCAGAGUUGUCAAGCUGAAAGCUGGCAGUUUAUGUUUUUCUUUUAUAGGGACUUCUUUGGAGACAACGUAUCCUUGCAGAAGGGUGUUUUACUAGUCUAGGGAAGCAGCACAUGCAUGGUAACUGCCAUGCGUCUCCUUAAUGCUGCAUGUUUUAAGUUUAGAUCCUGCUCUCUGCCAAUGUAAGUGCAUCAGUAAUAUCAUGUAAUAAGCCUGCCAUUAGAUUGUUUGAAGUUCAGUCUUCCCGGGUGUCUUGGGCCCACUAUUAAACUGUUCUAAAUGCACAUUUUCAAAAAGUAAAUAUAAAUGCAGAGGAUUUUUAUUAGGAUUUGUCAUUAGAUUAAUGAAUUAUUAAGUCUGUAGAACAGUUUCUGGUUACUUAUUGAUGACUGAUGGGGAUUUUAACCAAUGUAUAUGCAUGCCUCCAUCUGUACCCCAAAAUCUUAAACGUUAGAGGAGCAAAGCAGUUCCCAAGACGUCUUGCCCUUCCUCACACCCAAGUGAAUGAGCGAGCCUUCUCCCAGGAGCAGGGGCACAGCUCUGCACUGAUGUUACUCAAGAAUCUGCAGACACAGAACCAACUCAGGGACUGGUUCCUUAAUCAGCUUAAUCUGAUUGAACUGCUGGCUGCUGCCAAAAGGAGUGGCGGCACCCUGCCCAGUGCCUUGGGCUGUGUAUUCCACCUGCGGUUCAGUUGCUGUGAAACAACUACAAGAUUUCACCUCUGUAUCUCUGCUUUUUGGGAAGGGCUGGUGUAAGGCAUUCAUGAAAAUUGUCCUGAAGUAGAAAUUCCUGCCAUGUUUAUCUUCAGUAAUUCUCAUACUUCUAUUCUUGAGCUCCACCACAGAUCUUUCAGUUCAUUCAAAUCCAUAUUCAUUACAGAUAACGUAACAACUGUACUAUUCUGUUCUAACUCAGUCUUGAGCUGAGAGUGCCACUAAUGAUGAAUUCUGUAAAAAAUGGGACUUCAGCUGUGGUCUGCAUAGUUACUUUCCUUCACAGCAAGUUCAAAUUUCACAUCUGUGCUUCCAUAUGUGUCGUUGACUUCUACUAUACAUCUUAAUUUACCAAUUCAUAAAAAAAAUACUGGUAGUUAAGUGUGAACUUAACUGGGAGUUAAGACUGGGAGUCUUUUAAUGAAGAUCUUGAUGAUUCUGGGAAAUUCAGAAGGCAGCUGGAGGUAGUUCUGCUGUGUUGGGAGCAUGAAGCAUGCCUAGAUUGUGCAGCUCCCUGAGUCAGUGUCUGUCUUUUUAUGGCCUAACCAUGUUUCCUCCCUCCAUAGAGCUACAAAGAAAAAAUCUUAUGUCGUAAAAUACUUUAAUAGAUCCUCAUGGGAUUCAAAUCACAUUUAAAUAUUAAUAUUAUAAAAUGUCAAGAGUGAAAUAUAAAGAGAGUGAGAGGAACAAUCAGAUUAGCUGAUAUACUGCUCUGACCUGGAAGGACAUACACUGACGUUCUUAAAUGGUGCUAUAAAUUUAUAGCUAAAAGAUUACCCUAGUCUUUGAAAUGGUAAAAGUAUUUUGAAUGUUUAAUGUCUGUUUUGAGGAUUUGUAAAUGAUCCAAAAGCUCCCUUGUCCUGAUACUUGGAAGCAUUGGUCAGUUGUUACUCAAAUCAGUGUCAGUACAGAUUAAGUUUCACCCCUCUUUCCUGGGUGUGUAUGAAAGGCGGUGGAAUGGCUUGAGGUGCAUGUUCUAACAAAAGCAUAACAAAGAAUAUCCAGUAAAGAAGCAGCAAACAUCUCCGUUCUUUCCCCUUUACAUCAUGCAGUCUCCCACGUGAAUGCAGAUGGCGGUGGUGGUGUUCUGGUGUUGACGUCAAAGUAUUAAUCUGAUGUUCUGUUGAAAAAGACAUCGAUCUCUGCCACUCCGUGUGGAAAGAAAGAAAGAUGCUACUCAGAAGUCUACAAAUAGAAGAGCUCCAUCAGGGUGAACUGAAGUUAUCCUAAGGAAAAAUUUCAUUGCAUGGAUUGUGUAAACUCACUGAGACUGAGGUAAAGCUGGAAAGGAAUCUACAAGUGAAUAAAACAAGAAGUUUGGAAUUGGAUUUGGGGAAUCUGGGCUUGGAAAUGCCUCAGCCCAGUGUGAGUGGAAUGGACCCUCCUUUUGGGGAUGCCUUUCGUAGCCAUGUGUUUUCAGAGCAGACUCUGAUGAGCACGGAUCUCUUGGCAAGCAGUUCAGAUCCAGACUUCAUGUAUGAACUGGACAGAGAAAUGGACUAUCAGCAAAGCUCCAGAGACAACUUACUGUCAAUGGAGGACUGCAAAGACCUUGAGAACUUGGAGUCUUUUACGGACAUCCUGGACAAAGAAGCUGCCCUCACCUCGAAGUGGGAGCAGUGGGACACCUACUGUGAAGACUUAACUAAGUACACUAAAUUAACUAGCUGUGACAUCUGGGGAACAAAAGAGGUGGAUUACCUGGGCCUUGAUGACUUUUCAAGCCCAUACCAAGAUGAAGAAGUGAUAAGCAAAACACCGACACUGGCUCAGCUUAACAGUGAGGACUCCCAACCUGUUUCUGAUUCACUCUAUUACCCUGAUUUACUCUUUGGUGUAAAACAAAACCCUCUAAAUUCUUUGUUACCUAGCAAAAAAAUUGCAACCAGAGCAGCAGCCCCAGUCUGUACCUCCAAGAAUGUUCAGGCUGAGGCACCUUUGUUGGACUGUGUUCAGAAGGCAAGCAAACCUGCAGCUCAGCCUGCUUCCAGUACACAAAUCAGGGUGAAGACCAAUGUGUACAAUAAUGAAAAGGUGAACAUUCACGUUGAAUGUAAAGACUAUGUUAAAAAGGCAAAAGUAAAGAUCAAUCCUUUACCACAGAGCAGACCUGUGCUGAACCAGACACAUGCUGAUGCAGCAAAGGAAAACACCUGCUACUGUGGUGCUGUAGCAAAGCGACAAGAAAGAAAAGGAAUAGAGUCUCCUCAUAGUCACAGUACGUCUCCUAUUUUGCCUUUUAAAGAGACUCAAGAACUGCUCCUCGGUCCACCCCAGGAAACCCCAGGGCUUAUUGUGGGGGAGAGCAGUCUUUCUGCCAGCACAUCAGUGUCAGAUUCUUCGCAGAAGAAAGAAGAGCACAACUAUUCUCUUUUUGUAACAGACAGUUUGGGUGAACAGUCAGCCAAAGGAGACCCUGAGGAAGACGAGGAUGAUGAGGAUGAUAUUGAAGAUGAGGACCAUGAUGAAGGAUUCGGCAGUGAGCACGAGCUGUCUGAAAAUGAUGAUGAGGAGGAAGAUUACGAGGAUGAUAAAGAUGACGACAUCAGCGAUACUUUCUCAGAACCAGCAGUAACACUUAGUGGGUCUUCAAAGGAUACUGAAUUCCUCUCUUCUGCAUGUAGAAAUGGAGCCUUAACAACAGAAAUAAGAACUAACCUUCACCUGGAAGGGUAUGAAAAUGAUUCUGUGGAGGAUUUAAAAGAAAUUACUGCAAUAUCCUCUCGGAAAAGAAGCAAGCGAAGAUAUUUCUGGGAGUACAGCGAGCAACUAACGCCAUCGCAACAAGAAAGAAUGCUGAGGCCAUCCGAGUGGAAUCGAGAUACCUUGCCAAGUAACAUGUAUCAGAAGAAUGGUCUCCAUCAUGGAAAAUAUGCAGCAAAGAAGUCACGGAGGACUGAUGUAGAAGACCUGACUCCCAACCCCAGAAAACUUCUACAGAUUGGUAAUGAACUGAGGAAGCUGAAUAAGGUGAUCAGUGACCUGACGCCAGUCAGUGAACUUCCCUUAACUGCCAGACCAAGAUCAAGAAAAGAAAAGAACAAGCUGGCUUCCAGGGCUUGUAGACUAAAAAAGAAAGCCCAGUAUGAAGCCAAUAAAGUAAAACUCUGGGGUCUCAACACGGAAUAUGAUAAUUUACUGUUUGUUAUCAACUCCAUUAAACAAGAAAUAGUUAAUCGGGUGCAGGUACCUAAAGAUGAUAGAGGAGCGAACAUGGAACAAAAGUUGAACGUACUUAUUAAAGACACUCUUGGACUACCUGUAGCUGGACAGACAUCAGAAUUUGUGAAUCAAGUUUUAGAGAAGACUGCGGAAGGAGACCCCACCGGUGGCCUUGUAGGGCUACGAAUACCAAUGUCAAAAGUUUAAGACAUGACUUCAGCUGUUCUCAUCAGUCAGAUUCUACCUGUGUUGUCAAGUACUUCAUUGUAAAUUGCAUUCUGGUCUGCAUGUCAGUUUAGCAUUAUGUAAACACUUACUGUUAGGUUCCAUUGUUUUUAAAUAACAAUGUAGUAAAACAAAUCAAAGCAUGAUAUAAAAUGCUUAAUAGCAUUUUUGGAGCAUAAACCAGAUUGUUUCAAAGCUGCUUUAAGCUUAAAUACAGAGAUGAGGAUUCUUCUUAGAAUUAAGUUGUCUAGGACCAGAAUAUAUCACUUUUGUUUUAGAAGCAAAAACAUGUUUUUGCUAGUAAAAAUUUUUAGCAUAUGCCAGACAUUGUGACAGGUUUAUGCUCCAAGUAAAAUAAGAGGAAGCGUUUUUUUGGUAAAGCUAUCAAUGUAGGGAGUUUUUUGUUCUUUUUUUAAAAAAAUAAUUGGAUUUUUUUUUGUUCUUAAAAAACAGUAAGCUUUCUUUGCAGUCAUUAACUUGUACAUAGCACACAUGGCAUUAGAGCUAGUGUGCCAUAUAAGACUUUACUUUUCUGAGCUUAAUAUAGUAUUUAAAUGUCUGUGCAAGCAAGAGAAAAAAAAGUAUAUUCUUUGUGCCUUGUAUUCUGGGGGGAGAGCUAUCAGUAUAAGCUGGUAAAGUUUUGUAUGAUGAAAACCCUGAGGGGAAAAACCAAGAUGUAUAGAUGGUAAGAUUAUAGGUUUUAAUGUAUUUGUUCCAGCUCUUAAAAUUUUUGAAUGUAUAUAGGAAUAUGUUGAAAAUGUAGAUAUAUGCCACAGAGUCUAUGUAUUGUAUAAAAGAUGGCUCUAGAAACAAUUUCGGUACUUUGGCCGGAAGAAAACAAAUACUUGCACAUUAAUGCGAUUGUUUAUUUUUGUACCAAAGACAAAUGCAACUGAUAUGGCGAACUGCCAGUCUAAGUAAAGUUUUGCACAGCUUAUAUGAUACUGUACUGAAUGUAAAAACAAAUGAAAAAAAAGAAAAAAAUUAAAGGUCAGGGUUAGGGAUCUUACUGAACUGUGAAUUUUUUUGUUUGGGUCCAAUUAUCUACAGAAGGAGCAUUCAUACAUAACAAUAUUAUUUUGCUGUUCUUGUAGUUCGCUUCCAUGGUAGAUAAGUUGGUGGCCAUCUCGGAGUCUUUAAAUCUUUUUUCUCUGCACUUACUGUAGGAGAUUUUAAUAUAUUUGGAUUUUAGUAAGCUAUUGGUAAAAUAGUUUUCAACUUUGAGAAUUUAAAAAAAAAUUUAGUUUGUUGUAGUAUACUUCCACCAAACAACCAAAAUAAAAUUAUUUUUAUUGUAAUGUGUAUAUAUGUAAAGAGAGAAAAAGAGCUACAAAUAUCUAAUUCCUUAGUUGCCACUUUUCCAGUUGAUGUAUUAUUAUGCAUGUGAUGUUUCCAAGGAUCAACACAGGCUUCAAACAAAACAAACAAAAAAAAUUUAUAGACUUUUAUAUUUUUGUACAGGUAUUUCAAAACUAGCUUCCUCAAACUUAUACGUGACUUAUUCUUGUUAAUUCAGUAGUUUCUAUGAUUGAGGAAUAUUAACACAGUUCUUAUUUGCUCUUCUGCUAAUAAGAGUUGGCUUUGUAGUCAGUGUUAACGUACAGAUUAAAAGCUUUAGCCUUUGAUGAGAAAGUCCUUUAUCUCAAGGCAAGAUCAUUCUCUGGUUUCAUGGACCCCCCCACCCUUUUCCUCCCUGUUCUUUCUCUCCCUAUUUAAAGAUGACAAAACACUGUUUACUGAAAAUAGAAAUACCAAAUAUUUUCAAAUGUAGCUGCUGGAAAAAAAAAUGCAAAAGUCCAUGAAGGCUUUCUCCCCGCUCCCUUUGGGGAAUUUCUCCACUUCAUUUCUAGUUUGUCUAAGUUUGUUUGUACUGUGAUUCCUUUUUGUUUAUAAGUAGAUUAUUUUUAUAUCCAAGCUUGUACUAUAAAAAAAAGUCUGAAUCAGUAGCAGUGCAGUAAGAGUGGACGACGAAGGUGACAGUCCUGCCACAUACUUGUGAAUGUGCACACAGCUUACUUUGUAUCUAAAUAUUUUGGAAGACUCAAAAGGGAGGAGGAGGCCAAAAUACCACUACUGAGCUGUACAGAAAGUCUUUCCUACAAGAGACUGAACAAAUACCCAGGGCAAUUUAGGCAAAACUUUGUAAAUCCACUUAAGACUUGCAAAAUCUGAGAGGAAUGUGGGUGUUUUUGUUUCAGGUGUGUUUUUGUUCUUGUUGUUAGGGUGAGGUGAGAGUUGGCUGCUGCUUUACACAGUGGGUCAGAUGUAUUCCUAUUGUAAUUAUUGCUGAUGUUGCAGUUAUUCCAGAGAUGCAUAAGGCCCAUAAAACCCCGACAAAGAAUGUCUCUUGUGAAGUUAAGGCCAUGGCUGUACCAAGAUUUGAAUACUGUUGUUCCUUUCUGAUGAAUGGUGUUAAUGCACUGCUCAGAUACAAAAGGUCCUUAUGCUAUAUCCAAACUGUGUGGACAAGGCAGCGUUUCUAAACGCUAAGAGAGCAGUUUUGCAAUCAGGUAAAAACUUCUGUGACAAAUUAAACUGACAAGGUAUUAAAAAGCCCCUUUUUACUGCUCAGAAAUACUGGGCAAAUAUAACUUUAUAGCUUUUUAUUUUUGUCUGAAAACCAGAAUAUGAUUUUGGUCUCGCAUUUCAAAGUAGACUUUGAAUCUUUAGUGAAUUCCAUACCCUUGCAUUUCAGUGUUUUCUAUGUAUUAUUUUAAGUUAAAGCUUUUAAAUAGUUGAGCUUUUUAAUGUUGACACUUUAUUUUGUACCUAUUUAUAUGUAUGUAUACUUAGAAAAGCACUUUGUUUAAAAAAAAAAAAAAAAGAAAAGGAAAAAAAAAAAGAAACUGCGUUUUAUAUGAUUCCUGCCACUUGCUGCUAACUCUGGGCUGGUCAGAAUGCUGCAGCGAUACUUGAUAUAAAUAAAACCUGGCAGUAAAAUGUAGAGUAAAGAUAAGACCUUUGCUGGUUUAACUUUAUCAUAAAAGUGACAUAGGCAAGCUGUGCAGCUUUACAUUUUAACCAGGGGACUCUGUGGCAUUUAAACCGUCUAGAAAUGGUUGUACUUUAAUGCCAGUAACAAUCUGCUUCCUCUAGUGUCAUUAAAAUAUAUACAUUUAGUGUAUACUUAUCACAAACAAAAAUCUUAUAAGGGUAUAAAAACCAACAAAUGUACUCGUUCUGUUUUUUGGCAAUUGUGGCAUGCAUUUUGGAUGAUCUUUAGAGAAGACAAUUUUCUAAAGAUUUUCAGUGUUCAUACAUGGUAUGUGGAUCUUAACGAAGUCCUGGAUUUCUUUUUGUUUGUUUUUGAGUGUAGGCAUUGUGAAUAUUCACUUUUAAUCCUAUGUCCAAAAACAAUUACACAUUUUUUAUUUAAUACAAACAAAAGUUCUUCCUUUUUCUGAUACACUGGAUUCUCUAGAAUUUGUUUCCAUAUUAAAAGCAUGCUGUCAUAACUGCUCUUGUUGAGAUCUCAUCAGUCUGAACUUAGGUGCCACACUUUGAAUUGAUGGACUGCUUGUUCUACUGUACCAUGUAUGAUUCGCGUACUUUCCUACUUCCUUCAUGACAGAUGAUGAUGUGGCUUUAUAUUGUGCCUUACUCGUACACCUAGAACUAAAUGUGUUUCAUUCCCUCUGAACUCUUCAAACCUAACUCUUCUGAAACUGAAUCGGAACUGAUAAAAGCAUCCUGAAGACAGUCUGGAUAGAUCUGAUUUCAGUAGUCCUUUUGUAUUUAUAUGGAAGACCUGGUUUUGAAUGGCAUUGCAAAAUGUGGGGGUGCUCAUGGAGGGUGUUUUUUUAGCCCUAAGCCCCUUUUGCUAACGCUUCCUUUUAUGGUUUAUUGAACACAUUUACUGAUACUUGGUGAGUACGUUUUUUGGAUGAGAGACACUUGCUAGUAAGGCUAUGUUUAUGUGUGGAUGGGCUGGAUUUUUUUAUCAUACCAAUUGAAAUCAUUGUGAUUUAAUGAAGUUGCAUUUCUGUAAAGCUAAUGUGAGAGUCAGGCUCAGCUGUCUUCAGCUCCUAAUUUUAUAUAGACUUUUUUCCAUACUAAGAGGGCCAGGAAAAUGUUUGGGUUUGGGUUGGGUUGGGUUUUUUGGGCUGGAUUUUUUUCUUUUUUAAACACCAACCAAACAAAAAAAAAAAAGGAUGAAGGGUCUUUUAACUAACCUAAAAGUAACUAGACACUUCUGAAAUACAGUGGUGUCAGUUUUGAUUUUAUUUUAAAAAGAUCCCACAUAAUAUUUAUCUGAUAUUUGCCUUCAUUAAUAAAAGUUAGCUUGACAAAAUAUAAAGACUGGAUGUGCUUUUUCUUUUCCAUAAAUCAUUUAAACAUAGCUAUUUUUUUUAAAGCUCUAAAAGGCUUUUUCAGGAGAAUUUCAAAGGGUUGUAUACAAGUUGCCUUCAGCAGAAAUAGCAAAUGCAGUUCUGUUCCUCAAACGUGCUUGCUAGUCUUCCUGAAAUUCUGUUGAGGCGUAACCCAGUUAUGUACCGUGAAUGUUAGGAUCUGUAUUUGGCCUUGAGACCUGAAUUUCAAGAAUGCAUCUAAUAAUGAUUUUAUUUUCUUCUUCAGUUAGAGGCUUCAGUUGGAAUUGUCUAGUUAAGUGUGCUGCUAGAUGUGGGCUUGGCUUAUUGACACAGCCUUGCACACAGCUGAGGUUUAUUUUGUUUACCCCAGGGAUCAUGUGAAGUACAUUUCAAACAGUUACUGCUUCAGUGACUGAUUCUUCUUGUAACUGUAUUAAGGGCAUUAGUAUGUUGAGAAAACACCACUCUUGAAUAUCUCCCAAUAUAAAUUGGGAUUCUUAAAUGUCAUUAAUGAAAGAUGGCACUUUUAGGUUAUAUCUUCUUUGCAGCAUACAAAAAUGUCUCUAUCUUUCUACAACUUACGUUUCACAAUAUGCCAUGUUUUUCCCCCAAUGCUUCAUGAUAAGAAGGUGUGUGUGCACGCACUGAAUUAUAAUCCUCUGCCUCUUAGACAUUCAUGAACUUCCACGAGAGCAAAUACUGACUAUGCAUUUAUUGUCUUUCUAAUGAGUGGGGGAGCUAAAAGUGGAGCCAGAGCUAUUUUAAGCCAGACUUUUUUUUCAUUAGAAAAAAAAACUCCAAACUACUUUUUAGAUGACAUCAGUGUUCAGAGUUUCUCUUAAGAAUAUUUUGUAGUCAGGUAUCUGUGCAAGUCAAAUUUGGGUGAGUUAAAUACCCGCUGUAAGAAAAACGGCAUUGAAUUUGGUAUUGGCAAAAGCACGCUCUGCCCUAUCAAUACCUUCUGAUUAAGAAACAGAACCUAGUAGUAGCACUUAAUUUUACUAAUUUCUGUUAUAAUGAUGGAUAUUCAUAUAUAUUCUUAUAUCACUGUCCUCCCAGAAUAACGUAUCCAGGUAAAACUUUGCUCAGUAUUUGUGGUUGGGUGAACUCUUAAUGCUGAUGGCACAUGCAGAUGUAGGUGGUUGACAGGAAAAAAAAGAAAAAGCAUUUUAAGCAAAACACGGCAUCCUGUUCUGCCUAUGCUUGGGGUCAUGAUUGUAAUGCUGUCCUUGAUAUUCUAUAAUCAACUUCCAACUGGAGCUCAGAAAAAACUUACUGAAAGUCUUGUCUCUGUUAGAAAAUAAAUUUACCUUGUUAAAAGCAUGAUCUGUUAAGAGUUGCAAUGUUUAAUGUUGGUUAAUAGUUGUGCAGUUUUUAUUUUUUUGAAAAGAGGCACAAUUAAACUAUUUACUUUGUUUACUGUCACCCUUGAUCCCUAGCACUUCUAUUCAGAUACAAAUUCAUCAAUGUAUGCAACAUCCUUUGUAAUUUAAAAUAAAAAUUGUGGAGGAAA
This is a messenger RNA of Phalacrocorax carbo (great cormorant), 11678 nucleotides long. Lineage: Eukaryota; Metazoa; Chordata; Aves; Suliformes; Phalacrocoracidae. The record is from RefSeq and is a predicted model, not a curated record.